Molecule: messenger RNA, 1292 nt
Organism: Nyctereutes procyonoides (raccoon dog)
Lineage: Eukaryota; Metazoa; Chordata; Mammalia; Carnivora; Canidae
Gene: FOXR1
Product: forkhead box R1
Exons: 6
Coding region: 1-1251 (416 amino acids)
Biological process (GO): regulation of DNA-templated transcription
Cellular component (GO): nucleus
Molecular function (GO): sequence-specific double-stranded DNA binding; DNA-binding transcription factor activity
Source: RefSeq, a predicted model, not a curated record
AUGCGACCACGGGAUCGUUCAUCAGUGGUCCAGAAACGUAGUAAACGCAGGAAGAGCUUCGUGCAAACGCCGAGCGGGAAGAGGACCUGGCGCCCUUCCUUUCGGGCCCCCAGGGCCCCCAUAAAAGCGUGGAGGGUAGAGGCGCGAGGUGGCGGGAGCAGCGCGUGGAGGCCGCGGCGAGGCGAGGCGUCAAACUGGAGCCGCUCCGCACCUGAGCGGGCCGCGCCGGGCCGAGGAAGCCGCGGAGCCUCCUGCCUCUGCCCGGGACCUGUGCCCUCCCCGAAGGUGGACCUCAAACUCCAGCUCCGCGACCUCUGGGCCAGCCUCCAUGGCCAGGUCCCGGGCUUGCUGGACUGGGACAUGGGCAAUGAGUCCUUCCUGGCCUUCACCACGGCGCACCUGCCCCUGGCCGAGCAGAACCUUGCCAGAUACAGACUCCGAAUAGUUGAGCCACCAAAAGUGCCUGUGGAAGAAGCACCCAGCCCUGAUGAUGAUGGCCCAGCUCUUGAGCCCAACCUGUGGAUGUGGGUAAACCCCAAUAUUGUGUUUCCCCCUGGAAAGCUGGAGGUCCCAGAAUCUCCCAAGUGGGAGGAUCUGCCAAGCACGCUUCCCUCUGCUCAGCCACCCCCGAAAGAGGAAGACUUCACCAACAGCUCUGAGACCACAGCAGUGGAGUCGCUGCCUUCCUCCAGCGAGCAGUCUCCUCCUCGGAAGCGGAAGCGGAAGCGGGUGGCUUCUUCCCCCAGCACCUGGGAGCUCACAGAAGAGGAGGAGGCUGAGGACCAGGAUGACAGCUCCUCUGUGGCCCUCCCGUCCCCUUACAAAAGGGCCCCCCUCCAGAGUCGGAGGCUCCGGCAAGCCAACAGCCAGGAGGGGAGGCUCUGGUCCCGGCCCCCUCUCAAUUACUUCCACCUAAUUGCACUGGCAUUAAGAAACAGUUCCCCCUGUGGCCUCAACGUGCAACAGAUCUACAGUUUCACUCGACAACAUUUCCCCUUUUUCCGGACGGCCCCGGAAGGCUGGAAGAAUACCGUCCGCCACAACCUCUGCUUCCGAGACAGCUUUGAGAAGGUGCCAGUCAGCAUGCAGAGUGGGGUGAGCCCGCGGCCCCGCUCCUGCCUCUGGAAGCUGACUAAGGAGGGACACCGCCGCUUUACCGAGGAGGCCCGUGCCCUGGCCUCCACCCGCCUGCAAAGUAUCCAGCAGUGCAUGAGCCAACCGGAUGUGAUGCCCUUCCUCUUCGACCUUUAAUUCAAGAAGCAGGAGUCAGCUCAUCCCUUAUUAAAGUUACC